UUUUUCAGAAUGGGGCGACACACGGAGAGUCGUUUAAAAUUGGCAACAAAAACGAAAUUAGCCGAAGCGGAACACAAAGUCGAUUCAAAAUUGGCCAAAACAAAUGCGAAUGGCCAUAUAGAGUGCAUUAUCUGCAAAGUCACACUGAAGUCGGCCACUUUAUGGAAAGUGCAUGUGAACUCAAAGCUGCACAAGGAGCGAAUUUCGCUGGUUAAACAAAUCAAGUCCACAUAUAAAGGCGGUCCUGGCCUGUCAGCUGAAGCUGCGCCAAAACCAGCAACUAAAAUUGCUCCAAAAAUAGAAGAGAAGCCGCCGCGUGUGUGCGCCGUAACAGAGAAACAAUUAACAAAGUCAGCGCCAGCACCAGCUGCUCUUGAAAAAUCAUCGCCAAAUAAAAUCGAUACUCUAUUGCCGGAAAAGUUUUUCGACGAUCCCGUCAAGGAUGCCAAAAUUCGCAACACAGAAUAUAAAGAUCCGCUUACAGACGAAUGGGAACGUUUUCAACGCGAAAUUAGAGAGGCCUCUUCGGUGUCUGUGGCCAUUAUUGCGGGAGAACAAAUUGAAUCUGCGUUUGAUAGAGAUAUCGACGAAAUCAAUGAUCAAAUGAUACAUUGGUCUAGAUUUAUGAAUCUUGAGGCACGAAAGGGAACACUCAGAGGCACGAAAGAGCAGAAAUCCGAAAAUCAUAGCUCCGAUGAGAACGAAAGUGACGACGAAGCAACAACGGAAUUUUCUGACUGGCGUUCCAAGUCAUUUCUUUAACCAAUUAUGAAGGAUAAACGUAUUUGAUUUUAGUAGUAAAUAUUUAUAAAAUAUUUGUUAUUUUUGUUUGUAUGCAUCCUAAAUUUUGGAAUAAAUUUGCGUUUAAGAUAUGCUGUAUACAUAAACAUUCGAAUUGACACAAUUUACUUGAAAAGUUAUCAGGUGAGGGUACGUAGCAAUUUAAGAAAUUAACAUUAAAAUCGGAUACUUAAUGGGAACAUAACAAAUUUGGUCGAGUGAUAGCGAAGUUUUAGACCAGGCGGUUGAUUUUAGUGCGAUUUUUUCAAUUGAAUGCUGGAUAACGUAGUAAGAGCUGCCAAUUGGCACACAGUAGAAAAUAUCGGAAAAAAUUAGUAUACUUUUUA
This is a messenger RNA of Rhagoletis pomonella (apple maggot), 1127 nucleotides long. Its product is annotated as zinc finger protein 830. The record is from RefSeq and is a predicted model, not a curated record. Gene Ontology annotation, cellular component: spliceosomal complex; nucleus. NCBI's taxonomy places the organism in Eukaryota, Metazoa, Arthropoda, Insecta, Diptera, Tephritidae. Gene Ontology annotation, molecular function: nucleic acid binding; zinc ion binding. Gene Ontology annotation, biological process: nuclear DNA replication; mitotic DNA damage checkpoint signaling; mitotic DNA replication checkpoint signaling.